AUGCUGAUUAUUUUGUUGUUUCAGGAGGACAAAAAAUGUUUCAUAUGCGACUCUGAGGAUCCCUUCCAUGAUACUCUCAAUCCUGACAGUCAUCGCAUUGAAAAUGUGGUCACCACGUUUGCUCCAAAUCGCCUGAAGCUCUGGUGGCAGUCAGAAAAUGGUUUGGAAAACGUGACUAUCCAGCUGAACCUAGAGGCCGAGUUUCAUUUCACUCAUCUCAUUAUGACCUUCAAGACAUUCCGUCCUGCUGCAAUGUUGAUAGAAAGAUCAUCUGAUUUUGGAAAAACGUGGCAAGUGUAUCGGUAUUUUGCAUAUGACUGUGAGAGCUCAUUUCCUGGGAUUUCAACUGGACCCAUGAAGAAAGUGGAUGAUAUUAUUUGUGAUUCCCGAUACUCCGACAUUGAACCUUCAACGGAGGGAGAGGUAAUAUAUCGUGUUUUAGAUCCUGCUUUUCGAAUCGAAGAUCCAUACAGUCCACGGAUUCAAAACCUAUUAAAAAUCACAAAUCUGAGAGUCAAAUUCAUCAAGUUGCACACACUGGGAGAUAAUCUCUUGGACUCGAGGAUGGAGAUUAGGGAGAAGUACUACUACGCCAUCUACGACAUGGUGGUUCGCGGGAACUGUUUCUGCUACGGACACGCCAGCGAGUGUGCGCCCGUGGAUGGCUUUACCGAAGAGGUGGAAGGAAUGGUCCAUGGGCACUGCAUGUGCAGGCAUAAUACCAAAGGGUUAAACUGUGAGCAGUGUUUGGAUUUCUACCACGACUUACCCUGGCGACCCGCGGAAGGCCGCAAUAGUAACGCAUGCAAAAAGUGCAACUGCAAUGGCCACUCCAGCCAGUGCCACUUUGACAUGGCUGUGUACAUGACGACGGGGAACACCAGCGGCGGAGUGUGCGACGACUGCCAGCACAACACCGUAGGACGCAACUGCGAGCAGUGCAAGCCCUUCUACUUCCAGCACCCGGAGAGGGAUCUGCGGGACCCCGAUGUCUGCGAGCCUUGCAACUGUGACCCAGCUGGCUCCCAGAAUGGUGGCAUCUGCGACCGCUACACCGAUUUCUCCACUGGCCUCAUUGCUGGACAGUGCCGUUGUAAAUUAUUUGUUGAAGGGGAGCGUUGUGACCUCUGCAAAGAAGGUUUCUAUGGCCUGAGUGCCGAUGACCCAGCGGGUUGUCAGUCUUGUGCGUGUAAUCCUUUGGGUACCCAUCCCGGGGGGAAUCCGUGUGACUCGGAGACAGGAAACUGCUAUUGUAAGCGCCUGGUGACAGGAAAGCAGUGCAAUCGCUGUCUGCCUGAGACCUGGGGCCUGAGCAACGACAUGGAUGGAUGUCGGCCGUGCGACUGCGACCAGGGAGGAGCGCUGAAUAACAACUGCUCGAGUGAGUCUGGCCAAUGCGAGUGCCGGCCCCACAUGUUUGGACGUCAGUGCAACCAGGUGGAGCCUGGCUAUUACUUCAUUUCUCUCGAUCAUUACAUCUACGAGGCAGAGGAAGCCAGCUUGGGUCCCGGAGUAAACGUAAUAGAGCGCCAGUACACGCCAGACCGCACACCAUCAUGGACAGGCAUAGGAUUUGUAAGGGUCCCUGAGGGGGCAUACCUGGAAUUCUACGUUGACAACAUCCCCUACUCCAUGGAGUAUGAUAUUCUGGUCCGCUACGAACCACAGUUGCCGGAUCAGUGGGAAAAAGCUGUGAUCAGCGUCUCGCGCCCAGGCAAGAUUCCCACGGGAAGCCGGUGUGGCAAUACAGUUCCUGAUGAUGAUAAUCAAGUCGUCUCACUGUCACCCGGCUCUAGAUACGUUGUUCUCCCACGGCCCGUCUGCUUUGAGAAGGGGCUGAAUUACACCAUCCGCCUGGAGCUGUCGCAGUACUCCUCGGUGGAUACGGAGACGGAGAGCCCAUACACUCUUAUUGACUCCCUUGUUCUCAUGCCAUACUGCAAAUCACUGGACAUAUUCACAGUUGGAGGCUCAGGCGAAGACGUCGUCACAAAUAGUGCUUGGGAAACUUUCCAGAGAUACCGGUGUCUGGAAAACAGCAGGAGCGUUGUGAAAACCCCCAUGACAGAUGUCUGCAAGAACAUCCUGUUCAGCAUUUCUGCACUAUUACACGAGACCGCGUUAUCAUGCCAGUGUGACCCCCAGGGCUCCCUGAGUUCGGUGUGCGACCCCAGCGGAGGACAGUGCCAGUGUCGUCCCAACGUUGUCGGAAGACAGUGUGACAGAUGCGCCCCUGGCACCUUUGGGUUCGGGCCAAGCGGAUGCCGAUCGUGCGAGUGCCACAUCCGAGGCUCCUACAACGCCUUCUGCGACGCGGAGACGGGCCAGUGCCACUGCUUCCCCGGGGUGUAUGGGCGGCAGUGCGACCGCUGCCUGCCCGGCUUCUGGGGCUUCCCCAGCUGCCAGCCCUGCCACUGCAAUGGCCACGCCGACGACUGCAGCCCCUACACCGGGGAGUGCCUGAGCUGCCGGGACCACACGGCGGGGCACAACUGCGAGAGGUGCCAGGCUGGCUACUAUGGAGACCCUGUCCUGGGAUCAGGCGACCACUGCCGCCCCUGCCCUUGCCCUGAUGGCCCCGAGAGCGGACGGCAGUUUGCCAGUGGCUGUUACCAGGAUCCGGUCACACUGCAAGUCGUGUGCGUCUGUAGCGUGGGAUACAUAGGCAGUCGAUGUGAUGAAUGCGCGUCUGGCUUCUUUGGGAGCCCCGACGAGGUUGGCGGCGCCUGCCAGCCGUGCCAGUGCAACAACAACAUCGACACCACUGACCCGGAGGCCUGCGACAAGAGGACGGGAACGUGCAUGAAGUGCCUGUAUCACACGGAGGGUGAAAACUGCCACCUCUGCAAACAGGGCUAUUACGGCAGUGCCCUGCAGCAGGACUGCAGAA
Messenger RNA from Eurypyga helias (sunbittern), 2890 nucleotides. Its product is annotated as laminin subunit beta-1-like. The annotation marks the transcript as partial. The transcript has 19 exons. Gene Ontology annotation, biological process: basement membrane assembly; substrate adhesion-dependent cell spreading; cell migration. Lineage: Eukaryota; Metazoa; Chordata; Aves; Eurypygiformes; Eurypygidae. The record is from RefSeq and is a predicted model, not a curated record. Gene Ontology annotation, molecular function: extracellular matrix structural constituent; integrin binding. Gene Ontology annotation, cellular component: laminin trimer.